UAGGGUUUUAGGACCAUUGUCUUCUUCAUUCAAGAACCUAAAUUCUCUCUAUCAUCACUCACUCAACGCAACCAUGACUGCUCAAUCCCCAGAAGAGAUCCUAGCCGCUCAUCUCGAACAACAAAAGAUUGAAUCAGAGGAGCCAAUUAUUGAGGAUGAGGCCGAUGAUGAUGAUGAUGAAGAUGAUGACGAUGACAAAGAUGAAGAUGAUGCUGAAGAAGAUGGAGAUGCUAGUGGUAGGUCAAAGCAGAGCAGGAGCGAGAAGAAGAGUCGAAAAGCUAUGAUAAAGCUCGGAAUGAAGCCAAUCCCGGGGGUUAGCCGUGUCACUGUCAAGAAGAGCAAGAAUAUUCUAUUUGUCAUCUCAAAACCGGAUGUUUUCAAAAGCCCCGCGUCAGACACUUACGUUAUAUUUGGUGAGGCAAAGAUUGAGGAUUUGAGCUCACAAUUGCAGAGUCAAGCUGCUGAGCAGUUCAAGGCUCCUAAUUUGAGCAACGUUAUAUCAAAGCCAGAGCCAUCAACAGUAGCUCAGGACGAUGAAGAUGUAGAUGAAACUGGCGUAGAACCCAAGGAUAUCGAGCUGGUUAUGACUCAAGCAGGUGUUUCCAGAGCAAAAGCUGUCAAAGCUCUCAAGGGUGCAGAUGGUGAUAUUGUCUCUGCCAUUAUGGAGCUUACAAACUAGGAAGUCUCUAGUAUGUAAUUUUUCCAAUCUUUUAAGCUGCUUAUGGAUAUUAUAAGGCUUCAGUUGCUGCCCUUCCUAUUCAACUUUACUGUUCUGCUUAUUGACAUACUGAGUUAUGCAAAUGAAAAGAUUCUGGUGAAGCCUUAGCACAGUUCAA
Molecule: messenger RNA, 836 nt
Organism: Nicotiana attenuata
Lineage: Eukaryota; Viridiplantae; Streptophyta; Magnoliopsida; Solanales; Solanaceae
Product: nascent polypeptide-associated complex subunit alpha-like protein 1
Exons: 4
Coding region: 74-679 (201 amino acids)
Biological process (GO): protein targeting to membrane
Cellular component (GO): cytoplasm; nascent polypeptide-associated complex
Source: RefSeq, a predicted model, not a curated record